AGAGAGAGAGAGGACAGGGCUUCGAUGAAGCUCACCAAGUUUGACACCUUUCGUGGACUAAAAAGGAGACCUACAACACUGCUGUGAUGGAGUCACGGAUGACUCGCAAAUCAAUACUGGCAGGAUUUUACCUUUGGGUGACUUUGAGCUUUCAAGGCUGCCAUGGUGGAGUAUAUCAGAGGAAGCUGUAUCGGGACUUGAUGCUCAACUAUAAUCGAUUGGAACGUCCAGUCCAAAACGACUCUGCGCCCAUCCUAGUGGAACUUGGUCUCACUUUGCUGCAGAUCAUUGAUGUGGAUGAAAAGAACCAGGUUUUGAUCACAAAUGCGUGGCUUCAUCUGCAGUGGACGGACGUAUAUCUUACAUGGGAUAUAGAGAGGUACCCUGGUGUUCAAAACUUGCGAUUCCCUUCCAAUUUAAUAUGGGCUCCAGAUAUUCUCCUCUACAACAGCGCCGAUGAGAGAUUCGAUGCCACUUUCCAUACUAAUGUACUGGUCAAUGCGACAGGGUCUUGCCAGUAUAUCCCACCAGGCAUUUUAAAGAGUACCUGCUACAUCGAUGUGCGCUGGUUCCCGUUUGACGUGCAGAAGUGCGACCUAAAAUUUGGCUCUUGGACGCACAACGGCUGGUUGCUAGACCUCCAGAUGAUGGACGUGGAUAUUUCCAACUACAUACCCAAUGGCGAGUGGGACCUUGUUGGUGUGCCAGCCAAGCGGAAUGAGCUCUACUACGACUGCUGCAAAGAACCAUACCCUGAUGUGACAUUCACUGUCACCAUGCGCCGUCGGACACUUUACUACGGCCUCAACCUACUCAUCCCCUGUGUGCUCAUCUCUGGUUUGGCCCUGCUGGUCUUCCUGCUCCCUGCAGACUCCGGAGAGAAGAUCUCACUGGGCAUCACUGUGCUGCUGUCUUUAACUGUGUUCAUGUUACUGGUGGCAGAGAUCAUGCCCGCUACAUCAGACUCUGUUCCUCUGAUUGCUCAGUACUUUGCCAGCACAAUGAUGAUUGUGGGCUUAUCUGUGGUUGUGACAGUGCUGGUCCUCCAGUUCCACCACCAUGACCCCCAAGGAGGGAAGAUGCCCAAGUGGGUUCGAGUUAUUCUUCUCAACUGGUGCGCUUGGUUCCUGCGCAUGAAGAAGCCUGGAGAGGAAAGGAAAACAAGUGGUCAGUCUGGCAUUUGCUCAGCCUACAGGUAUCCCCACCCCCCUCCUCACCCCACCAGCAUUCAAAUGAGCACCAUACCAGGCCAGGCCUCCACCCAGUCAACUAACACGAAUGGGAACAUUAACCUGUACCUGGGAUAUGAUUCCAUGGGAUCACAAAGCCCGUCGUUCCCACCGAGCACUGAUCCGAGUGUGCUGUUGUGUGGUAGCGGCGGAGGAGGCAGCGACAGACACCCCGCCGGUUCAUCGCCGGGUGACAUCCAUUUGGAGCAAACACGGACUUUGCUGCCGGAGCAGCUUCCGGAUGUGUCUCGGAUCCUGGAAGAAGUGCAGUAUAUCGCCAGGCGCUUCCGAGAGCACGAUGAGGCCCAGGCCAUCUGCAGCGAGUGGAAGUUUGCGGCGGCGGUGGUGGAUCGCUUAUGCCUAGUAGCCUUCUCUCUCUUCUCCAUCAUCUGCACCUUUACCAUCCUCAUGUCAGCUCCCAAUUUCAUCGAGGCGGUGUCCAAGGACUUCACAUGAAACGGAUCAUUGCCCUCGACAGAGAAAAGAAUGGAAAAGCUCAAAGAUUGCGUCAAUGUCCAGAAACUGCUCCCGCUCCAUGCUUCAACUUCUUGGGACCGACAACAUCUAAACGUGCCACUUAGCACUCUGUAGUUCAUAUCCCCCAUCCAUUUUCAUUUCUUUAUUUGCAGUUCUGUGGAAAUUGAGAAGAAGGCAACCAUGCUUUUUGUUAAUUUCAAGCACAUCGUUCCUUGCUUUUAAGCCUCUGGUAAUUUCUUUUUACUACAUAGUACUAUAUAAGCCGUACACAGUAUUUCAAGAAAUCUGGAAAGAUCUGCAUUUAUUCACACUAAAAACAAUGUAUUACUGUAUAAGGUAUUGUUUAUUUUUGUUAUUGAAUAAAUCUAGAUUCACAGUUUUUUGCUCUAAAUGGACAUGGGAAUUAUUAGAAGUACGUACUGUGUAUCAAACGGAAAACAAACUACUGUGAAAAAGAGCGGCAAAAAAUGACAAUUGAAUAGGAUAAAAUAAAACAAAACAAUAAAAGCAACUUAAAAACGAAUGAUAUUACCAUGAGACUGUGUUAACUUUCUCAAACAAAACAAAAAAAAACAGACAUGAGAUUCACGGACUAACUUAACCCCUUAUUCCUGAUGUUAAGCAAUAGAUUUGUUCUGUAUACUUGUCAUUUGCAAAUGGUCCAUUGACUGAUUGUCUCAUAAUAGAUGAGCUGUCGGAAGUUUGUCUUGAUUUGAGUCUGCAGUGGAGGGCAAGUCUGAAGAAAGGAGAUAGCUUCAAGGACAGUAAUUCAUUCAUUCAUCCAUCCAUUUUGUGAUCCGCUUCACCCUCACUAGGGUCGCGGGGGGUGCUGGAGCCUAUCCCAGCUGUCUUCGGGCAGCAGGCGGGGGAGACCUUGAACCAGUUGCCAGCCAAUUGCAGGGCACACAUAGACGAACAACCAUCCGUUCUUACAAUCACACCUCGGGACAACUUAAAGCAUUCAAUCAAUCUCCCAUGCAUGUUUUUGGAAUGUGGGAGGAAACCGGAGGACCCGGAAAAAAACCCACGCAAGCACAGGGAGAACAUGCAAACUCCACACAGGAAGGCCGAAGCAGGAAUUUAACCCGGUCCCUGUGCACUGUGAGGUCAAUACACUAACCACUGGACCACCGGGCUGCCCGGCUUUGAGUAAUUGAAAAGAAAAAAGGAAAAUAAGUUCUUAGGAAUGGAAGAAGUACAUCGCGGCUCGGAAGAGAGGCAGACCACGGAGACGUCUGGCCCCUGGCCCCAGAUGAGGAAAAAAAAAAAAAAGGGAUCCACUGCAGGCCUGGCAUCUGGGCAGAGGAGGAAUAAAUAAGUGAGAGACAGGAAUUGUCCAAAGCCUUUUGCUACUGCCGACUAAAGCCAGGCCACGACCACACACACUCUCUAGAAUUUUACAAAAAAUUUUGAUUGCAUUGAUUGCUUCAAAAGGUUGUGCAACAAAACAAAGUCAAUUGUGCCUCCAUAUUUGUCAACAAUUGUUUCAUAAGUUUGAUUCACGUCGGUUGAUUUUCAUGACAUUUUGAUGUAUGACUAGUUUUGUCAGUCAAAAGUUAUUUCCGUGACCACUGUGAGUUCUUCUUUCAUACCAACAAUUUUGUGCGUGUGUAUACCGACCGCAGAAGGGUGACAAAUCUUUCGCAAUAAGUUACAAAUAAAACGCUUGAAAUGCAUGGGUGGUAUGUGGUAUGGGGAAGAUUUCAAGCAACGCUUGCAGACAGUCAAAUGUCUGCAAACAGUUCUUUAAAUGUUAAAUGUCAUUGUUUUUACCAUUUGGCCUAAGCUUUGGCAAUCUGUUUGAACGACUUCAGCAGUAUGUUUGAACGAUCAAUACAAUCAAACGACGUUCCGGUGCCAUUCGAAAGACUCGACUAACUCUUGCCAGCGACUUUGCAUUACGUUCGAACGGCAUAGCCCAGUCCAAAAUGUUCACUCUUCCGUACUAAAGGACAUAUUAUAGGUAAAAAAAAAGUGUUUGAGAUGUUUAGAAACCAAUUGACAUCCAUACAAUGGACAGUGUCUGAAGCACAUUUUCAUUUGACUAAUUUUUGAGUCAAAAGUUACAUUUUAUAGAGUCAGGAAUUGGAACAUACCAAACACGCAGUCCUGGUGAUUACCCAUGGUUCCUUUUGGUAGUGCCCGGUCGGUCCAUUGGAAGAAAUCUCAGUGGACUUUGUUCAGUUGGCGAAGUGUAAUAAGGAAGGUGACACCCCUGCCCCGCAGAGAUCAUUUGCUUAGCACACGAGGAUUGCACACAAAAUAUUUGUGAGUGGAAUGAGGCAGCUGGGUUAAAAAUAUAUUUAUUACAUAUUGUUUAAAAAAAAUCUGAUGGAAGGUCAUCACUCACCAAUAACAACGCCAAGUAAUGCCAAUAAGGAUGUGGUGGUGGAACACAUGUACCAUCACAGACGCUGGCUUUGUGCUGGGCACAAUCCAGAUGGUCCUUUUUCUCUUUGGCCAAUUUGAAAUGUGGACUCAUCAGACCAAAGCACACUUUUCCGCUUUGUAUCAGUCCAUCCCAGUUGAGGUCAGGCCCAAUAAAGCUGGCGACAUUUCUGGGUGCUGCUGGUAUACUGUAUGGCUUUCGUAUUUGCAUGGUUGAGUUUUCAUUUGCGUGGAAAAUGUUUUUCCUGAAGCAUUCCUGAUCCCACGUGACAAUAUCGUUGACGCUUGAGACAUCAAAGGUUACUGUCAUUCAAUGUUGUUUUUUGGCUUGCCAUUUAUGUUCAGAGAUUUAUCUCGAUUUUCUGACUCUUGAUGUUUUUAUGGACCAUAGUCAAUGUUUUUAGUGCAAAAUGUAAGUGCCGAUGCUCCCCUUAUUUGACUGUUACCAGGGAAAUUAGGCUGUGGGUAACAGUAGGUCAUUAGAUUAUUGAAAUGAUAACAACUUAUCAUGUAUUUUUAUCGGGAAAAUGAUGGAUGUAUGAAUUGAAUAAAACCGAGAUAUGUGUG
Molecule: messenger RNA, 4661 nt
Organism: Hippocampus zosterae (dwarf seahorse)
Lineage: Eukaryota; Metazoa; Chordata; Actinopteri; Syngnathiformes; Syngnathidae
Product: neuronal acetylcholine receptor subunit alpha-7-like
Exons: 10
Coding region: 87-1685 (532 amino acids)
Biological process (GO): regulation of membrane potential; chemical synaptic transmission; monoatomic ion transmembrane transport
Cellular component (GO): synapse; postsynaptic membrane; neuron projection
Molecular function (GO): transmembrane signaling receptor activity; acetylcholine-gated monoatomic cation-selective channel activity
Source: RefSeq, a predicted model, not a curated record